AAAUAAAAUAAUCCGACCCGUUAACCUCAGCUGAAAGUCUCUCAAAGCUUCGAACUCAAAGGAGAAAACGAGCAGAGAGCAUAAAGAAACGAUGGUAGUUAUUCACGUCAAAGGAGUCUCAGAUGAUCGUCAAUUCUUGUUCGAUUGCUCGUCAAAUUCGAGCAUCGACGAAAUAACCAGUUCCAUCUCCGAGAUCUCCAAUCUCCAGUCCCAAAUCCAAACCCUAAGAAUUCAUCUCAGAGGAUCAGCAAUUGGUAUUGAUAGAUUAUUAUCAGAAGCUGAAUCGUAUGCCUCAAAGGAUCAGGUUAUACAUAGACGGGCUUUAUCAAUUCACAUUCUUAGAGAUCAUGUUAGGGCAUUGGAGAAGGAGGUCGAGGCUGCUCAUUCCAAGGGUUUGAUCAACGACGAUGUGCUGGGGAUUCUUUCGGACUGCGGAGGUGAUGAAGAGAUCCAACUCUGGUGGGCUGGAAAAGAACUAGUAAGGGGAAAGAAAUUAUCUGAAUAUACCGGUGAAAACGAGAAAACAAAGAUCAUAGUCAGAUUGAAGCCAGCUUGUUCAGAUUAACAGCAUCGCACUAGCAUGGGCAGCAAGCUCCCAAGCCCGCUCUCAGCUCCGACGUGGACACCUUCUCCGAUUUAACCCCCUCCAACAGCCUCCGAAGCUCUCCUAACCUGCUCUCAAGCGCUGACGUGGAGGUGGAGAGCUUCGGAGCUCCCAAGCGCUCCACAAAUUUGUGGAGCGCUUGGGAGCUCCCAAGGUGCCAGAUUUUAACAACCUCCCCCCACCCAACAAUACACCUUCGCAGAUCUGCCCAAAAAAGAAGCAAAAAUCCAACGGGAGAUGAAGAGGCGCCGGAGAUGUGGAAGAGGAGGGGAAACAAAGAUGAUUUAGGGAGAAGAGGCCUCCGACUGGAUAGAAGAUGAGGCGCCGGAGAUGUGGAAGAGGAGGGGAAACAGGUGGAUGAUUUCAGGAGCUUGGUGUUCGCGGAGAUGAGGCCUCCGACUGGGUAGAAGAUGAGGUUGUUUGAGGCCUCCGACUGGGGGA
Asparagus officinalis (garden asparagus) is the source of this 1045-nucleotide messenger RNA. Its product is annotated as UPF0769 protein C21orf59 homolog. Bases 92 to 565 code for a protein of 157 amino acids. Gene Ontology annotation, biological process: regulation of cilium movement. The record is from RefSeq and is a predicted model, not a curated record. The transcript is spliced from 6 exons. Lineage: Eukaryota; Viridiplantae; Streptophyta; Magnoliopsida; Asparagales; Asparagaceae.